AUGUCUCAGCCGCCACCUCAUCCAGAGCUAACGCCUCAAUUCUGUUUCAAUACAACCGCUUUAAAAGACUUCCUCCGAAUAUCCCGCGCCUCUAUAGACGACAGCAUAACGCAAAACCUCAAUGCGCUCUUCACCCCCUCGACGGCAGGUUUUGAUCCCUCCUCGACAAGCACCCGCAAUCCAAGGGCCUCGUAUACUAAGCAAAUCCCACGCUCUUCCUGCAACACCUUCAAAACCCAAGCGCUCUUCCCUUCCUGGCAAUCCCGCUCCGAUGUCCUCAACUACUGCGCGUCCGUAGCCACAAGCCCCGACCCAGAAGAUCCGGAAUUCCCAUUGAGGGAAGUAGAGGAUGUGAAGGACAGAGAAAGGAUUGUGGAUGAGCGGUUAGAUCCUUAUUCUGCACGAUUCUUUCCUAGGGAGGCGCGGACGGAGAUGCUGGCAGCUGUUGUAAGGCAGGAACGCGGGGUCGAGAGCAUUGUGCGAGCAAGGAGCUGGAAAGUGGUUGGGGAGAGGUGUGGAGAGGAUUGGAGAGACUGGGAGCAGGCUAUGAAUGAUUGGCAGAAGGCGAAAAGAAGCAAAAGGCCAUUUGCAUGA
This is a messenger RNA of Lachnellula hyalina, 594 nucleotides long. It is a transcript of the gene cid2, whose product is annotated as Caffeine-induced death protein. The record is from RefSeq and is a predicted model, not a curated record. The coding region runs from base 1 to 594 and encodes 197 amino acids. The transcript is spliced from 2 exons. NCBI's taxonomy places the organism in Eukaryota, Fungi, Ascomycota, Leotiomycetes, Helotiales, Lachnaceae. Gene Ontology annotation, cellular component: mitochondrion; mitochondrial intermembrane space.